Ciona intestinalis (vase tunicate) is the source of this 3710-nucleotide messenger RNA. NCBI's taxonomy places the organism in Eukaryota, Metazoa, Chordata, Ascidiacea, Phlebobranchia, Cionidae. The record is from RefSeq and is a predicted model, not a curated record.
CUUAUAGGCUAGUUUAAACAAAACUCUCCAAUGUUGCGAUAAAAGUCAGUUUUUGGACAUGGAACCUACAAGUAGAAAAGAGUUUUAUGAAUAUUGCUAUCCUGACACUUGUAAACUUGCCCCAAGCAGCCUGGAACAAAUAUUCAAUGGGUAUGGAGCCUUGGAAGCAGUAGAUGUUGAAUACAUUGAAAACUUGUCAAAAUUUUGUGUUCAAGCGAAAAAGCAAAGACCUCUUUUGGUAGAUCAGCACAACAAAGAUCUAAGCUGGAUCCUCGCACCAAGUACCCCAGUUCAGCCACUUGGCAAUCCGGAUCCAAUCAAUCAUGAUAUAAACCCACCUGUUCAAAUACUUAGCUUGUAUAAGGACAGGUUAACACAGAAUGAAGGAGAAUCUGAAAAACAAAUAAAACCAGAAUAUAACUUUAAACAACAGUUCCAAAACUUCAACCUUGACCAUUCGGAUAUUGCAAAACCAACUUAUGACAGGUUGAUAGCAAAUGCUGAUGACGUUUGUUUAAGAAAAACGAAUAGGGUUGGCAAGGGGAAGACUUUAGAUUUUGACCCUUCUACACUUGACAUUCCUGCAUCACUCCUCAAAGAGCUUCUUGAAGAAGAGAUCCGGGAGGACACCAAGAAAGUGAUCUUUGAUGAAUCCUACACGGGAGGUGCUCUUUCAGUGCUUCCUCUUCCUUCCAGUCGUUUUCAUGAGAAUGGAAUUCUAAUUCAUCCAUCUUCAACAUUUGAUGGAAUAAGCCUUAAGUUAUUUUCGCUCCCUACAAGCUACCAUAACCAGUAUAUGGAAACCAAUUCAAUUAUUGAGCCUCAAAUUAUCCCUGGAGCUAUACACAAAAUUCCUUUGGACGGUUGUGCAUUACAAACUGAUUGCGUCCAUGGACAUAAUUACAAACCACAAUACUUUGGUGUGAGGACGUAUCAUGAUGUAUUGGUAGCUUCCAUAGGAGAUGAUUGUGUUGUUUUUGAUGAUGACGAAAAUUUCAGCUCACUUCAGUUUUCUGACACUGAAAAAAUCCAGACAGUUGGCAAACUUCACAGUGAGUUACUCUUAUCUAACUUUUCCAUGAGUCCCCACAUAGAAGGUGAAGCGAUGGUUGCUACUUACGACCAGCGCAUGUUUUUGUGGGACGUUUCUCAACAUUCUGAUGUACUGAUUGAUUCCAAGACGGCUUCAAAUCCACAACUUGAAGAGAUACAUCUAUCACGUAACACACCAAGUAGUUGGAUGCAAGUUGAUUUCGCUGCCCACCCACGCCAAAUUUAUUUAGCUGGUAGAAAAUGUUUAAAUUUGCUUGACAUGAGAGGGCAAUCUACUAGUUCAAGGUUGCUGUACACACCAUGUCAUGAUAAACUUCCUGAUGAGAUGAUAAUGUGUAUAAUGAGUGCUUCAAAAUUCAACCGGUCACCCGCCACUUCAUAUAACGAGUUUCAAUGCUUCGUAGCAACACAGAAUCAUCUUUUAAUAAUUGAUCAAAGAUUUUGUAAAGAACCCGUGCUCAAAUGGUCGCUAAACAUGAGAUACCCAUGCCACCAUAUGGCUGCCACUACCUUACCAUCUCAAUCAGGCACUGACACCCAUUUACAUCACAUGCUGCUUACUGCCAACCAAAAUGCACAAGAACUACAUUGCUAUCAAUACCAUUCCCAAUUUGGAGUUACCAAACAAGUUACAAACACUAGACGAUCAAAUAAUAUUGUACAGCGCCCGCCUAUAUCUGUGUCUCUACCCAGAGCAUUGGAUACUAUAAAAGACAUACGUAGAUACCUUUGUUCAUAUACUAUACCAAAGCAUAGGGAUCGUAUAAUAAGAAGACUUCAGCAACCUGUUAUUGGAAGUAGUGCUUUUAGUUAUAAACUGUCGAAUGGUAUUCCUGGUGUUGCAGUAUUCCAAGUAAACUUAUAUGGGGAUAUCACUUAUCAGUUGCUGACGUUAUCUGACCCACAGCUGGUGUACGACAAUCAGAAUAUUGUUUCCGGGCAAUUUACUCAGUUUUCUGGCAUUAACAAACAAAGCAGUGAACUUGCAAUUGGUCAAAUUUACCAAACUUGGGCAGAGGCUGCCCAAAAAAGCAUUGACGAGAUUAAAGAACCAAAACCAGCAAAUUCUAAAAUCGUUUCUCAAAAAAUAGAUGCAUCUGUUUUUUCUGCUUACCAAUCUCUGCUACCUAAUUCUAAAUGCAUUGUUUGUAAAAAUACUGUCAUUAGAACUGGCAGUAAAAAAGUUAUUGACGAUUUGAGACUUCUUAGUUCAAAAAAAAUUAAUUUAAACCGUGAUACAACUCAUGAUCAUGAUACAGAUGAUAGUGAUUCACAAGAUGAUGUUGAAUGGCAAAGUGGUCAAACAAUUUCUCCAAAAAGUCGGACACCAACUUUUGACUCAAACACUCACUGUUUACGAUGUCGGGCUAAUUUAAAAACAUCGGAAAUGCUCCUCAAUGCUCAUACAUCUGGCAAGGUAAAAUGGAUUCCUGAAGAAGAUGAUCCAUUUGAAUAUGAAGAGCAAUCGUUAGAUGAAGAUUUUGAAGAUUUAGAUCUCAUUGAUACUUCAUGUGCAAAAAGUGGGGUCGGCAAAAUUUUAGUGGAAACUUGGGACGGUUCGUAUCAAGACAUGUGGGAUUCUAUGAACCAUGAGAGAAUGAUGGAAGAAAAGGCAGCAGAGGCGGAAAGACUGAAAGAAAUAUUCGAUUUAUCUGAGGGUCCGAAAACCCCACAAGAUUGUGGCAAUGUUAAAGCUGCUCAAGAAGUAAAUAACGAGAACACUUCUGUGUGGGAAAGUGAUAAUAAUAACGUUAUAAAAAAAGGGAAAAAUUAUGCUUCUUCUGAUUUAUUUGGGGAAAUGGCAUUGAAUGCUUCAGCUUCUAAAAAUCAAAAUAAAAGUAAAGAGAAAAUGAAUCUAUCCUUCAAGAGAACAUUUUCAGAAACUGAUUUUUCGAACUCUGUAGACCUCAGUCAAAGCAGAAAUAACCAAAACACGACCAGUACACCAGAGUUACAAUCUAAAGUAACAUCACUUGAUAAAAACGUUCAAAAAUUUUCUUUGUUUUCAAGUUUAAAGUUUUUUCCUCCAAAAAAUUUGUCUUCCUCUUUUAACGAACCAAAAAAAUCGAAGUCAAAUUCUCAAGUGAAGAGAAAAUCUUUUACACCUACUGUUGGGUUUCUUUAAUUGUGGUUUGAAAAUAGGAAAAGUUAAUCAAGUUUUUUUUUAUUUUAGUGGCAAUUUUUCGGUAAACAACUGUGUUUAUUUAUCUUUACCCUUCCUUAUUUUUUAUUGUAAAAUUUUGUUUGCAAAGUAUUUAUGAAAUUAGUUUAUAACUCUAAUUUGGAAAAUAUAUAAAUAUUUGUUGUGGUUCUCAUUUUCUAUCCUCAGGUUUGCAAUUAUCUUUGCCGUUUGCUUUUCAAGCUUAGGUGUGAAAUCAGUUAUUUCGCGGGUGGGGGGAGACGGGACACCUGAAGCAUAUGAUAUCCAAAUAUUCUGAUCGUGUUUUAAACAAUUAACAACGGUCUAUGAUGAUAUGGUUUAUAUUUAUUUGAAUGUUCUUUGUUUAACAUUAAACGAAACGAGAAAAUAGAAUGUAAAAGUGCCCAUCUCCCCCACCCUACUACAUGUUGUUUUUUUUAUUAUUAAAAACUCAAACCUUUCUACUGCCUUGAUAGAAAUUGUAUUAGUUUGUUUAUACACCAAAUUAUUUGAGGUA